Molecule: messenger RNA, 3733 nt
Organism: Myiozetetes cayanensis
Lineage: Eukaryota; Metazoa; Chordata; Aves; Passeriformes; Tyrannidae
Gene: MYD88
Product: MYD88 innate immune signal transduction adaptor
Exons: 5
Coding region: 19-936 (305 amino acids)
Biological process (GO): innate immune response; defense response to Gram-positive bacterium; Toll signaling pathway
Cellular component (GO): plasma membrane
Molecular function (GO): Toll-like receptor binding; TIR domain binding
Source: RefSeq, a predicted model, not a curated record
UCGGGGAGCGGCACGGCCAUGGCCAAGGCCCCGGCGGAGCCCGGGCCCGGCUCCAGCCCCAGCCCCAUCCCCAGCCCGGUGCCCCUGGACCUGCACGCCGUGCCCCUGGUCGCGCUCAACUACGGCGUCCGCCGCCGCCUCGGGCUCUACCUCAACCCGCGGGCGGCCGCGGCCGCCGACUGGACGGCGCUGGCGGAGGCGCUGGGAUGCAGCUUCCUGGAGAUCCGGCGGCUGGAGGGGCUGCCCGACCCCACGGCCGCGCUGCUGGAGGAGUGGCCGGGGCGCUGCCCCGGCGGUGCCACCGUGGGGCAGCUCCUGGACGUGCUGCGGCGCUUGGGUCGCGACGAUGUGCUGAUGGACCUGUCCGGCAGCGUGGAGGAGGACUGCAGGAAGUACUUGCAGAGGAAGCAGGAACAGGCCAACCAGCCUCUUCAAGUGCCAGCAGUAGACAGCAGCGUGCCAAAGACCUCGGAACUGAUGGGCAUCACCAUCAGGGACGAUCCCUACGGGAGUGGAACAGAGAUAUUUGAUGCCUUCAUCUGCUACUGUCAGAAAGACCUGCAGUUUGUCCAGGAGAUGAUCAGGGAGCUGGAGCAAACAGAGUUCAAACUGAAGCUCUGUGUAUUUGAUCGGGAUGUCUUGCCAGGAACCUGUGUGUGGUCCAUCAGCGGAGAACUUAUAGAGAGGAGGUGUCGGAGGAUGGUGGUUGUCGUUUCAGACGAUUACCUGGAAAGCGAUGAAUGUGAUUUCCAGACCAAAUUUGCUCUUAGUCUUUCCCCAGGGGCUCGUAGCAAACGGCUGAUCCCAGUCAAGUACAAAUCCAUGAAGAACGAGUUUCCAAGUAUCCUGCGGUUCAUCACGAUCUGUGAUUACACCAACCCUUGCACCAAAAAAUGGUUCUGGACGAGACUGGCAAAAUCCCUCAUGUUGCCAUAAGGCAAAGUCCCGAGAGCUGGGUGCUCUUGUAACCUGCCCUGGAUGCGCCUUUGGACUGGGGAGUUGUUCACACAGGGUCUUCCACCACUUCAGAACCUGGAUACUUGCAAUCUGUGCUUGGGAACAAAGAAAUGGGAACAAAGAACUUUCUCUUGCACUUCCUUGUAACUCUGAGGGCAGAUAAAGCAACUGUGUGGGUGUUCUGGGUUAAGUCAGUGACCAGCAGCAUCAUCCAGCAUUUGUGCAGUCAGCACUGUCACUGAAAAUACUGGAAAUACACAUUUAAAGACCAAGUGUCUGAUACAGGAAUGCUCUGUUGUAAGCAUUAGCAAGGCCUCAGUGCCUCAAACUGCAGGCUUUGUCAAGCAAGCAUUUUCUAUUGUUUUAAAAGCUACAGUAACAUCUGGGCUUGGUGGGAUUGUACCAUGUUGGUUCGUGUCUGUCUCUGUUCAGGUCACAUUUAAUUCAGGAAUUUUAUACCAGCAUUUAAUAUUCCUUAAAAUACAUAUUUUCAGUGACAGCCCUUACUACACAAAGCAGAGGCUGCUGUUGCUCAUUGACUUGAGCAGGAACCAAGCUGUGCACCUCAGUGGGUCCAGAUCUUAAAUUCUUUCACCUUUAAAAGUCUUCCAAAACCCAGCAGCUUUUGGGAUGCCUCAAAGGCACAGGGAUAAAUAUUUAAUAGUAUAUUAAAUUGAAAAUUGGGCUGCUUAAAAUAUAAAGGCAAAUGUUACAUUAAUAGGAAAGAGCCUGUUUUAAUUAACUGCCACAAUAAUUGCUGUAUUUCUGUGACUAAGGCUUAGAGCAAUGUUGAGACUGCUCUUCUUGUUAAACUUGGCCUUGAAUCCUACACAAUGACUAGCAGAUCUCCUCAGUGCUCCGGGGUGGGGGUCAGGAGUUCUGCCCAAAGGAGUGUUUUAAAACCACGGUGUAUUAAACAGAUUUACAGUAAAUAUUUACUUUUUAAAUUGGGGAAGAGAGGAAUUUUGCUUAUGUAUCUGCAGUUGCUUGAACUCUGCCCCUUUGUUCAUUACUUCAGCCACUGACUCAUGUUGAUUUUGCAGCUUAAUGUUUUACUAGUUUACAUUUUUAAGGUUACAUCUGAAUGUAAUUUUUAGGGGUUUUUAUUAUUUUAGAUUUGUUUUAAAGCAUUACCAGGGCUGAGGAACAGACAGAAAUGUGCCCCUGCCUCUCCCUCAGCCAGUGAGGGAGAUGGUCAGUGAAUGAUCCUUUAACCAGGGUUCCUCAUGGCUGACAGCAGCAGCCCUUGCCCUGAGCACGGGGAAGCUCCUUCACACGCAUCAUGUUGGCAUCAGGAGCCAUUUUUAGAUAAAACCACAAGCUGGAUGUUUUUUCUUACAAAAACAACCACUGCCAUUGUGCCAAGGUGACAUUUGCACCUUUCUGUCUUGCUAGAACAAGUGAGAAGUGUGCUGGCAGUGGAGGAGGAAAGUUGAGCUGAUGUGGGGGCUCUAAAUUGUUUGCCUUCAUGUCCUGUUGCCCUCGGGCCUCUCCUGCAGGAGUGGAGACAGCUGCUUGCCUCGGGCCUCCUGCAUAAUCCUUAAAUGUUAAUUGCAGGAGAGUUUCAAGGAGGCUGCUUGAUCCCCGGGCACUCCUGGGGGUGCUUGGUGAGUUCUCAUACUCUGGAGUGCCUCUAAACAUCAUCGCAGGACCAAACCAGAUCCCGCUUGCCCGGAGAGCUGGAAGGGCUCUGGUGGCUGUUUUGGGGAGGAGCUGAGGCAGAGGAGCUGUGGACGCUAGAGGGAGGUCAUGGCCCGUGCUGGCUCCCCGAGAGGGAUCCGCGGGUGGGACUGGGGAGAUACGGGAUGGAGAAAACAGGAGUGGGUUCUCUUCCCCUGCCCCUUGCACCCUCCUCUGGGGAGGCUGCACCAAAACCAGCGAGAAUUCUGGCAGCUUGAACCUCGUGUGGUGUCUCUGUCCUGAGUGCUGGUGGGCGGCUUGGGAGUUGGGAGUGUUGCAAAUGAGUGAAAAAUAACGGCAGGAAAAAUAAUGAUGUUUGUAAGAGAUGAUUCUGUGGUCGCCCAAAAGGGAAAAUGUCGGUUCUGGAAGAUAAAAGCAAAAAAAAAAAAAGGAGCUGAAUUUCUAAACCUUCUGAAUUCCAGUAGGUAAAUGCCAUAUUCCAGUUAAUGGUGAAAGGUGUUGGGAUUCUGUUACCACCCUACUCAUGGUGCCCUGGCCCUUUUUUCUGCCUGGCUCAGACACCAGAUAAGUCUUAUUGCUGUGGGACGGUUGCUUUAUUUCAAGCAGUUAAAAUUUGUCUUAUAGGCUAAAAUAAUCGUUUUGGAGUAAAGUAAGGUAACAGCCCUAAAACGUAAAAUAUGCUUUAAAUAUGCAUCCUCUUGUAUGUAAACCCCAGAGUUUAUGCACUUCUGACACUUUCAUAUCAGCCUUGUCGUGAUAACUUCAAGUGUGACAUGAAUGAUACAAAAUGUAGAUAUUGUGUCAAUUGGGGUUCUCCUUCUCUCUUUCACGCUCAGUGGAAGGUCAAAAUUUUUGAAUGCCUUUAAGAAAGGGAUUUAUAAAAUUGUGAUGUUACUUUUUUUUCUACUUUGUCUCUGUCCCCCACUGAAAUUGUCCUACUUGGAUCUGCUAGUACCAAAUCAUUUAUUUUUAUAUACAGACUUAUAUAUUUAUAUUACUUUCUAUUCUGAUACAAAUCUGUGGCAAAGCAUCCGUGUUUAUAACCAUUCUGAAAACGGUCAAUGAUUCUGUGGGUUUUCUCCUCAAAGGAACAAACUUUUGCUACUUGUGAAAACAUUUUAAAAUAAAGAAUGAA